Monascus purpureus is the source of this 291-nucleotide messenger RNA. The record is from the annotation of a GenBank genome assembly. Lineage: Eukaryota; Fungi; Ascomycota; Eurotiomycetes; Eurotiales; Aspergillaceae.
AUGAUGCUGGGGAAGACAGUGUUCGCCAGGCGGUACUCGGUGUGCCAUGUCCCACCGCUGCGACGCGCCACCCACAGAGGUGUCUUGUCAUUCAAGAAGAAACCAUACACCUGGGCAGUGAUCAUUCCGAUCCGCGCUGUCAUCGUGAAGAAAGCCAUUUGCAGGGAUGAGAAGCCGUUUUCAGUGGAUUCUGGUCGUAAUCCGAUAUUCAUCGAAUGCAAGUCUCGUCCGGCACCUGCUGUUACCAUCGCCAAUGCUUGCUGGAUCCCAAUGAGUAGCAUUCGUGUCUGA